This is a messenger RNA of Rhopalosiphum maidis (corn leaf aphid), 878 nucleotides long. RefSeq lists its product as uncharacterized. The transcript has 2 exons. The coding region runs from base 1 to 549 and encodes 182 amino acids. Lineage: Eukaryota; Metazoa; Arthropoda; Insecta; Hemiptera; Aphididae. The record is from RefSeq and is a predicted model, not a curated record.
AUGAUUUCAGAAGGGUCGCCGAUCGCAGGAAGAUGUGUACGGUGGGAGUCUGCGUAUGACCCCUACGCAUGGCCACCAGGCAGCGCACCGAUCGAGAAUCGUACCACCUCCACGCACGUCCUGCGUCCGAGAAAAGGGCGCGCCGCCGACUCGAUCGAUACAGCCCGACGAGCCGGGAUCACCGAGCUACCCCGAAAAACCAACGCCCGACGUGCGAUACUCCGGCGACAGACUCUAGGCAGACAACACCGCUGUUCACUCGCUUCAUUCUGGUCAGCGGCAGCCAACGAGCUGGUCCUCUCUCGCACUGCUGUUGUCGCCACCAGUGAUGAUUCACUCGCCAAGCAGGACACUCCACUGCUGCUACUGUCCGGUCGUACUACGCGACUGUAUGAGUACCAUUUGGUCGCGUGGUCACUGUACAGAGGGCCACCAAACUUCAUCAUCACACGGUGGUUUUGGAAACCGUCCGUCUUCGGUGUAGUGAUGCUCUACAUCUACCCUGUAGAUCCGAAUUUGUUUGAAAAACGGCGACAAAUUCGGUUCUAGAGAGGUUUGUGUGGUGCAUAUUCCUUACGACCAGAAUUUUUAUCGUCCGUGUGUGGUGGCCCCGACGGCAGUUUAGUUGUUAUAAAUAUAUCAUAUUAUAUUAUGCAUUUUUACCUAUCAUUAUUAUUCAUAUAUAUUUAUAAGAAUUGUUCAUCAACAUAAAACAAAUUAUUUUGUGUACUUUUUAUAUGACUGAAAUAUACAAACAAUUAUUAUAGCUGCACAUAUUUCAAGAUUUAAUCUCAAACAUUUUAAGAAAUUAACAUUACCAAUAAGUUGUUCUAUGGUUUUUAUUACGAUAAUGUUGUAAACUUGUAAAUACUACGUAC